Molecule: messenger RNA, 611 nt
Organism: Argiope bruennichi
Lineage: Eukaryota; Metazoa; Arthropoda; Arachnida; Araneae; Araneidae
Exons: 4
Coding region: 266-583 (105 amino acids)
Source: RefSeq, a predicted model, not a curated record
UAAAAGACAGGAUGAUGGCUACUGUCCACGUAUCUUGAUUUUCUCUUUGAAGGAAUAAGCAACAUUAAUGUCUACUUAAUUAACUUUGAGGCGAUGUGUGAUGAUAAAAGGAUUUCAAGAAUUUGUUCAUCGACUGCUGUAUUACAAAGAUCUCUAAUCAGUUAUUUUAACAGGGCAGAAAUCUUGCACACCGUCAAGCAUCACUUAACUGAGACUUUUGGUUAUAUGUUUCCACUUGAAAUCUGGAAGUGUUCCAACUAUCAAGAUGAAGAAUUUCCUUAAUGAACAAACUCUUGGGAAAAGAAAGUUUAACCUUAAUGAAAUAAACAACGAUCCAGUUUUUUUAGACCAUUUAAUUAGAAUAUGCAAAGGAGGAAAAGUUUUGAAAUUCCAGACGAGGAAAAUCUGUAACAAAGGCUUCGUUCUCUCCCAAUUUGUCACGCCGAGACAUCAUUCUCAAAAAGAAGUGAAAUGGGCAAAGGAGAAGAAGAAUGGACAGAAACUUUCUCUCUCCCCCUCCUCUGUCUUUUACAGAUUCUGGACUAUGAAGAUAUUGAAAAUUAAAGAUAAUCAACAACAGUAAAAUAAAAAUUUCAAAGAAUCAUUUCAGA